GCAAGUUCUGGAGUAAUGGCGGACGACGUACUUGGAAUACUGUCUCUUUCGUAUGUUGUUGACAGUGAAGAUAUUCGGAAAUGAUGAGCGUUAAAGCUUGGCCAUUACCCGAUACGUCGGGUAAUGGAAGGUUUACAAGUUCACACAUAAUGAACGUUAAGUCAAACGGUCUUGGUGAAAAUACGACGUCUGUUAUGAAAGAAGAAGAAGACGACGAUGAUAAGAACACAAUACACAGUGGUCAUUUCAUGCUAAGUCGUGUUCACGAUCAUGACCCAUCGCCGUCUCUUGGAGACGAUGACGGACCAAGAAUAUCACGUUCGAAAGACGACAGCUAUGAUUUCCGCAAGGCUCGUAAAGAUACGGCUAAGAGCUACACGUUUACGACGGGGAGGAACACCAGGACCAUUGAUAUAGACGAGUCCCUCUCAACUCUGUUCGAUUGCAUGACUCUAGCUUACAGUGGUAAACUGACCUCGCCAAAAUGGAAACAGUUUCGCGGCCUGCAGCUAACUAUCAAGGACAAGAUUCGACUCAACAACCUGAUAUGGCGUGAAUGGUGCAUGCAAUAUGUUCAUGGAAAGGAAUCUGUUGUGUGCCAGUUUGCUGCACCUCUUUCAGAUGACAUUCACUCAAAGCCAGAGGCAAUAGUUUUGGAAGGGAAGUACUGGAAACGAAGAUUAGACACGGUCACAUUUGAGUACAAAAAAUGGCGACGUUACUACUGCAAUCGGAAGAAAUUCAGCAAGAACAGAAACACAUAUAUGUCAGAUCUGCUGCUGAACAAGGCUGGGGAUGUGAGCCAGCCGGUACCUUCCCAACCACUGUCCUCUACAGAUAUCUACCUGAACAGUACAGACUUCAUGGACAUGGACCUGGAGGAUGAACUCUUCAAUCAACUCAAUCAUUCAAGCUUCACCUUCCCGAAUCCUCGAGAAUUCAGCUCAUUUGGUAUAUCGAGUCUGCUGCAACCUGGCCUCAUUCCUUUACAGCCCAAUCUAGACGACACUGAUGCUUUAAUGGACUUUGAAGAACUUCUUCAGCAUACCAAUACCACUAGAUCUGGUAACUCUGUUGUACAGUUCACUGGGAGCAAUUCAUCAAGUUCACAGAAAGUAUACCCUUCAGAUGACUUUGAUAUCGGCACAGGAUCUUCAUCUAUGUCUUCAUUACGUGCUCUGCUUCAGCCGCCAUCUGCUCCUACUCCACCACCACCACCAAAGACUGUGCCUCCACAACCUCUUGUUCAGAGCCCUCCCCCACUCCCAUCCCCGAUCUCGUCUCCAAUCCAAACCACACACUCUCCCCAGCCUGAACAGGCUGCAGCAUCUGCUGGAGGCAACCAUGCUGUGAUGGACCUGAUCAAUUUGCUUCGUAUAGCACAACAGUCUCCUGAAAACAAUGGUCAGCUGGUUUCGUUACUGGCCACACAACUGUUGGAGACGCAGGCCACCCCAAAUCAGGCUUCUGAAGUCUUAAUGCAGUUGCAACAGUUGCAACAACAGCAGCAACUAAUUCAACAACAUGAACUGCAGCAACAACAACAGCAGCAGCAGCAGCAACAACAACAACAGCAGCUUUUGCAUUUGUUACAACAGUCUCAACAACAGCAAAUUCUACAGCAACAGCCUGUGGCACAACAGACUUUUUCAUUGCAAAAUAAUCAACAACAAAUUCUCCAACAACAGCAGCAACAGCAGCAGUUCACAGUACAACAGCAGCAUCAGCCACAACAAUUACAACAACAGCAAACACAACAGAAACCAAAACCAAUGGAGGUGAAACAGCAGAUGUUAAGUGCUAACAAAAUGACAAAAUCUGAUAGACAUUCGAGUCAGAAUGCCAGUCCGUUGCAGGCUGCUCUUUUGUCUGGACUUAAGUCCAAGGUCACAUCUCGUGUUGCCAGCAAAUCUGCAGCCCUAGCAUCUGCGGCAGCAGCGUCACAGCCUGUGGCUACAUCAGGCAAGGUGAACAAGGCUGGUGGAGAGUUUGUAGUGCCAAAGACGAAAAUGAUGCGAACGAAAACACGACAUGGACAGACUCCCUUACUGCCCAAAAUCUCCACCCCAACACCAGUCAGCAACACUUUAACGCCCUCCCAGCAAAACACAUAUCUGGCUCAACUUCUCACAAAAGGUACAUACCCGGGAGCAGUGAUAAAGGUGGAGAAGGAUGCCACUACACUAUCUAGUCCCACAUGUACAGCAGCCAGUCUGGCCAUGCCAAGCCUAUCCCAGCUGCAGCCUAUCCGUCCCCAAGAGUCACCGGCACCCUGUCCCCCCUCCCAGACCAUCACUAUCAGUCUACAGGAGGCAUCCGACUUGAACAGUAGGAUCAGUUUAUAUGGGUCAACAUCCGCCAUCACUGGUAGAUCCACUGAUGACUUGUCUGGUGACAGUACAGCCGGCUCCAGUUUGAAGUCCAGUACAGCGAGUACUCCUAUGGUGGCCGACAGCUCCCCAAUUCUCGACACAGCCAGUCUUGAUAUGGGUAGUCCACUCUCGGAAACUGAUGGAAAUGACUCACCUAGGGGGCGCCACAGUAGUGGAGACGGGGGAGGUACUCGCCGAGUUUCUCACACCUCUGCUGAGCAGAAGCGCAGGUGUAACAUAAAGAAUGGUUUUGAUGUGUUACACUCUCUGAUACCAGCUCUGAGUCAGAAUCCUACUGCUAAAGUGAGCAAAGCAGCCAUGCUACAGAAAACUGCGGAUUACUGCAAGAAAUUGAAGUCAGAACGAGCUCAUAUGCAAAAAGAGGCAGAAAUACUUAAACAAGAAAUAGAAUCUCUCAACCAGUCUAUUAGUACGUGCCAGUCCCAGUUACCAGCCACCGGCGUUCCUGUGACGAGGCAGCGAGCAGACCAGAUGAAGGAGAUGUUUGAUGAAUAUGUCAAGAACCGUACACUUGACAACUGGAAGUUCUGGAUUUUUUCUAUGAUGGUGAAGCCACUGUUUGAGGCCUACAAUAACAUGGUAUCAACGGCCAGUGUGGAUGAGUUGUGCAGGACCACGAUGGCCUGGCUUGACCAGCACUGCUCGCUAGUGUCCCUCCGACCCACUGUUCUGAAUGCCUUGCGGCAACUCAGCACAUCCACCAACAUACUGACCGAUCCAGCCCGCCUGCCAGAGCAAGCCACAGAGGCGGUCAUCAAGGCACAGAAGCUUUCCAAAUCCUGAGCCUUACCUGAAAUCUGAUUGGCUCAAAGUCUAUGAUGGUGUCAUGCUCGUCCGAGUUCAGACACUCGUCAAAGUAACCUUAAAAGGAAUUUGCUCAAAUAAUUUGGCAAAGUUUCAGGAAUCCAAUCCGAUAGCUAUGUGUGACAAAAUAGCUGAUGACUUGCAGGUUUUGCGUCAAAACAAUUGACUCACAGUUUGUAUGUCAAAAUGAACCUAAGCUUUGCAUAGUAGAAUUUUUGACUCCAUAUCGUGAUUGGCAUUAUCCUGCUUUGCAACAGAAUUCCAAGUACCAGGUCGUGACCAUGUGUCACUUUGACUAUCGCAAGUAGUCAAAUAAUGACAAAGCCAGUAGGAAAGCCAAAAAUGGUACAACAGCAUCAUUGAAAAGCCAUCCAGAACAGUGUUAGACAUGAAGGUUGUGACAGAAAUGGCCAUAUUGACUGGUAUGAUAUCUUGCCUUUGAUUGACAUUGUACUGAAUGUUGACAACAUUGAUUGUGCCAAUAUUAUGACUAGAAACUGGAAUCAGGAUUUUUCAAAACAUUUUGAGAUCAUGGUUGAUACAGAAUGGUGGGAUGAGAUAUUUAUCCUAAGGUUUGUGAUGAUAACCGGUGUUGAAUGGCAAUUUGAAACAUCUAUGGGUUUAGACCAUUGAUGUGACCUUGACAAAGGUCAAACAGACAAGGGUAGCCAUUUAGAUUUGGUUAAGGCAUUUUGUGAAGUUUUGCCUUCCAAACGGCUGACUUUGUUUUACACUAAGGAAGUGAUGUGUAUAUCAACAUACUGACUAGUUUGAAG
Messenger RNA from Mizuhopecten yessoensis (Yesso scallop), 3973 nucleotides. Its product is annotated as protein WBSCR14 homolog. The record is from RefSeq and is a predicted model, not a curated record. Lineage: Eukaryota; Metazoa; Mollusca; Bivalvia; Pectinida; Pectinidae. Gene Ontology annotation, molecular function: DNA-binding transcription factor activity, RNA polymerase II-specific; RNA polymerase II cis-regulatory region sequence-specific DNA binding; protein dimerization activity. The coding region runs from base 81 to 3176 and encodes 1031 amino acids. Gene Ontology annotation, biological process: regulation of transcription by RNA polymerase II. The transcript is spliced from 18 exons. Gene Ontology annotation, cellular component: nucleus.